CGAUGAUAUCAAUUCCACCGUUCAUUGACAUGUCUCAACAAAAGUCAGAGUUUUAUUUUGUAUGGACAGAAAGUGGUGACACUGAAGCGUUUGAACCUGAGCCCUUUAAGAGAAGCACGUUCUAAGGUCGCAUCGGGGUCAACUCAUGUUGGUUAUUUAUUAGUGUAUAUAAUAGAACUUGGAAAACAGAACAUGUGGUUGUCAAAGUGGAAACAAAACAUUUUCCUAAAUCAACCACAAACAAUAUUAGUCAUUUGGUUGAAUUAGAAAACAAGACCUUAACAGCAGAAGCAGUGAAGAAUGAAGAUGGCAAAAAACAUGUGCAACAGUGAAGGAAACUUAGAUGACACAGAAUUCAGCAAACCUAUGCCAUGGAUAGGAAUCUACAUAGCAAUAGCAUCACUUCUAUGUCUCAUUUCAAUGUCUGCAGAUCUCAUCAAAGGUUUCAAAGCUCGCAAACUAUGGUUCCCUAGUAAAUAUUUUUGUCUUAAUGCAACUUCAUUAACCAUAAUCGCCGUUACCGUUAAACUCUCCGUUGAUCUCAACACACCUAUGCCUCACCGUCAUGAUCAGCUAGCAAAACUUGCAAGCAGUGCUAUAAUCUGCACAAUCAUGGCUAAUUCUAUGCCUUCUCUUGGUGCAACACAGAAUAGUGAAACCAUGAUGAAUGUUUUGGCUAUGGCUAUUUUAGUGAUUACAAUGAUUGUUAAUAUUUGUAUUCAGUUUGUAACUGGUGUUAUUUAUGAGUUUUGGGUUGAACAUGGUGUUAUGAUGUUUCUUAUGAUUGUUUUGUUGAUGAUUAUGACUUCUUCUGCUUUGUGUUUACCAAAGAUGAAACAUUACAUGGAGUUGAAGUAUCAGAUGAAUGAAGAAGUUUUGAGAGAAAUCUCAAAGCAAAAAGAACAAGAAUUUAGUAAUGUUACUGAUAAACUAAGAGAUGAAUUGAUGAAAUUUUGGAUGAUGGCUCAUACUAGUAGUCCUCAAUUUAUACUUGGAAGGUCAGUUUCAUGUACUGCUUCUGGUGCUUUUUGUGUUUUGAGUACUUUGACUUUACUCGAAGCGAUGCUUCGUUCUUAUUUAAUGCCUUGGUCGGUUAAAUUUUGUACCGGUGAAUGUGAUUAUAAGUGGUCUACAAUCUUGAUUCUUAUAGUUCAAGUUGGUGCUGUUGGUGUUGGUACUAUUGCUCCGGCUUUAAGAUGGUUUUCUGCUGUUAAAUAUAGGUGUCCAAAUGUGAGAAAAAGGAACACCAAGAGAGUUUUUCAAGUGGAAAGUUAUUGGACUGAUACGUUAGUGUUGGUUCGAGACAGUCCAAUUAGUUUUCGGAUUCGUAAUCGGUGGUUUAGGAAGUUGGCUCAUGAUGUAAAACUGAUUCUGGUGUGUUUCUGUAUUAAACUACAGAUUGUGAUAGUUAUGUUGUGUAAAGCUGCACAAUAUGCUUCAAUUUUUCCUAUGUAUUGGAUUUUGGGAUUCUGUGAGUAUUUUAGGACUUGGACCUUGAAAUUCGGUUCUAGCACUUCGAGUCUAGGAUCAGGCACAAAGCAGGAUUUACGACGGUUUAUUCUACAUCUCGAAGGCGAGGAAGAGUUGGUUGAAGUGAUGAUGAAAGAAAAUUGGGAUGCAACUAUUCAUUGGGUUCAACAAGGUGAAAAACAGCAGCCAAAACUUGUUAUGGAGUUAUUGGAGAAAAAAUGUUCGAUGUUGCAGGGAUUUAAAGGAGUUGCAGAAUUUGAUUGUGAUCAAAUUCUACCUUUGCAUGGAGUUGAACCUCCUCCAUAUAGUUGGUCACUUCCUAUUGUGACACUAGUAAGCAUUAUUGGUGCUUUGCCAAAUAUUGAGAAGUAUUUGGUGAAAAAUUUGAUUAGUACUAUAAAUGAAGGGCUACCCUAUGUGAAGUUCAUAGAAAACAACAUUGACAAAGAUGGAAAAUUGAUUAAAGUUAGGAAAGCAGCUGAAAUUGUGUGGCUUGGAGCUGAUCUUUAUGGAAAGUGGCUCGAUGUUGAUCUUUAUAAACUCUCUCUUCAAAGCAAGUGUCUCAAAGAAACACUUGAGACACUAGCUGAGCUUGCAAAAACAAGGUAUGAGAAAUAUAAAGCAAAAUAUAAUUAUGUAUGUAUUAAGGUAAGUCCUUCAGCAUGGCCUACAAAGGUAUUGGCUUCUAAUGCAAUGUACAGAUUAACAAAAACCAUUCUUCUGUUGAAUCAAGAUGUUGUAAGAGGCCAUAAUGCUAGUGAGAAGCUGUUUGAAGUUUUGAUAGUGAUGAUUUCUGAUAUAUUGGGUGCAUGUUUAACAAACUUGCCUCAUGUGAUAUCCACAAAGUGUUUGAGUACUAGUAUUGAAGAGAGGGAGGAUCGUGUUAGACAAGCGGUUUAUAUUCUAGGUAAAACAAAGAAGAUUAUAGAAAUGCUUGAAAAGAGAGCUUUUCCUAGAGUUAAUUUUUGCCGCGGGACUAAUGUUGAAGAUUGGCAUUUAAUGCAUAAGCAGAAGAGUUUCUGUUAUCCCUCUGAACUGUCUUCACAGGAGGAGAAUGAUGCCUACACAGAUCCUGCUAAAUUAAGGGAUCUUUGCCUAAAUAUUGAAUAAAAGCUAGAGGUACUGAUAGUCUUACAAUUUUGUACAAAGAUUGUUGAAAAAGCUUAUAGUUUUUGUUUCAUGUAUGUAUAAAGUUUGUAGAUUGAUGAAGUUAUAUUAUGAGGUAAGAUCUACAAUUCCACAUCAUUAACAAGUCAACCUGCAAUAAAAACUUGCGAGUAAUAUAUAGAAAGAUUACAAAAAUUGUAUAGUAGAUGAUCAAUAGUUGUUGCUGGAAUAGAACACUAUUUUAUAAUGCGCUGAUUGGUGAACACAUCUUCGAUAAUGGUGGUAUCGACCAGUUGGUUCUCGGGGUUUGCCUCUCGGCCUGGUUGUGUUUGAUUAUGCUGUUUUGGUCUGACACUUAAACUGCUGUGUUUUUAUGGUUCAGUCAGGCAGUCAAGCACUCAAACCAUUGGUAUAAACCACUACUAUUACUUAAUAAUCUGAAAAACACUCAAACCAUUAAUAAUCAGAUUAAACCAAUAUCUUUGGUUUAAUUUAUCUCAGAUAACUACUAUAAUCUGUCAAACACUCGUCCAUAAAACAUAAUCUGCAGAUAACUACUAUAAGGUCCAGAUAACUACUAUAAUCUGUCAAACACUAUAAUCUGCAGGAAACCACAGAACAUAGACAAAUGAUACUCUUAAGGAAUCUGAAGUUUAUCAAGGUCUUGCUUUAAGAUGAUCCAUCUUUUUAGCCUAUAAUAUAUUUCACAGUUUCUUAAUUUGUCCCUUUGUAUGCUCAAACACCAUAGACAAAUAAUGUUCAUAUAAGUAAAGGCAUAUCAAACUACAUUCUCAAAGCUUUGUAGAAUACAGGAUACCUCACAAAUAGAAAGCUCCUCUAUCUUCAAACUUCAUCAGGAGGGACACAAGUAUUGGGUAGCAAAUCCCCUCUGCAAUGUUAGCUAGGACUGACAGUCGACUUGAAUGCAUCUUCCACCAGUCCAAGAUAUCGAAGACAUGUAUUGCUAGCUGCUCAACUAGCAAUGUUGAAAUUGUUACGUUAGACAUUUUUACUUAGAUUUGAAUUCAGACCUUGCAGUUGUGUGUACGAGUUUUAUGUGGUGUUUGUCACUUCAUCUAUAGACACAUUAAAAAGAAAGGACAAAUCUAUUGUUUGAAAGAGUCUCAUAGCUUAAGU
Trifolium pratense (red clover) is the source of this 3714-nucleotide messenger RNA. RefSeq lists its product as uncharacterized. NCBI's taxonomy places the organism in Eukaryota, Viridiplantae, Streptophyta, Magnoliopsida, Fabales, Fabaceae. The transcript has a single exon. The coding region runs from base 301 to 2580 and encodes 759 amino acids. The record is from RefSeq and is a predicted model, not a curated record.